Molecule: messenger RNA, 2139 nt
Organism: Fusarium pseudograminearum CS3096
Lineage: Eukaryota; Fungi; Ascomycota; Sordariomycetes; Hypocreales; Nectriaceae
Exons: 3
Coding region: 1-2139 (712 amino acids)
Source: RefSeq, a predicted model, not a curated record
AUGGCGUCUUCUUUAGCGCUCCCUCCUGACCGCCCAGGGGAUAUGCGUGCUGUCCGGAUUCAUACUUCACGCACCGUCAAUGUCGAGCUACCAGAUGGAGGAACCCGAGACAUUACAUUCGCCGCUGGCACGGUCGGCUAUCUCCUUUAUGAUAUCCCGGAAAGGAACAAAUGUGCUGUUCAGCUCAUCAAUCACAUGGGCCAAAGACUGGAUUGCACAGUACCACGACGACUCAUCGACAUCGGUGAGCUCAGCUCCAACUUUGCCAUCCGACGGCCACAAAUUGUACAAAGCCAACGAGCGACAACGAUUUCUCAUCGGCGUGCAAAUGACGCCGCCGGGAGAGCCAUCCGCUUUCUCUGGGACGAUUUGCAUAUCAACGGAAGUGUUUUAGGUGAUCUGGGCUUGAAGACUGAUCGCUUGAACGAGGUUCUCGACGACCCUUCUAAGAAACGCGACGCAAUUAAUACUAUCAUUGCUUCAUUCUCAGACCAGGCAUGGACUGCCGUCAACACACCGGGACUCCCAAUCAGCGCGUUCCGUAACAUACCCAGAAUCACGACGACUAGACCUCGGAUCUUAGGCUCACAGACAAUGAUAUAUCUUCGUGUUUAUAUCGACGGUGGCCGAUUCGCGACGUACACUGGCCGAAGCAGCGAUCCCAUCGGCAGACAGAUACAACAUGAUUUCGCGAUUCGAGGCGAUACAAAUAACCUUGGACACUAUGUGGAAGCUAGGAAGUAUCCCGCUGCGAACCGAUAUGCACUGCAGAUGAUGCUUCUGACUGACGCAAGCGAGAUCAUCAUCAAGAUGGCGGAGACGACGCUUUGCUCCCUCCUUGGAACCUGGCACCCAGCCCUGACACGGAGCUCUCAUACCCGGCUGCAGGAUGAAUUGGGUUCUGGUAGCACUCGUUCUAUCAACCAUAUGGUUCUUAUGUCUUCGUUCGGAACCGUCGCCGCCACUGCUCUCGAGCGCGCCAACUAUCCGAAGCUAGGGGGAAGAGGCUGCAAUUGGAGCUUGCCUCUAGAAGAAUCCAACUUCGAAAAGCGUGAAUGGAUCCGAUACAGGAUUCAGACGGCCGACCGACGCUCCAUGCUAGUCUAUCGCUGGCAAUCCUCCGUAGGUACUGUUGGAAAACAACUUGGCUUGGUAGCCAGGUUCGGCAGCGUUUCAACAGGAGACAUAGAGAAGGGUUUUGGUAUCCACGUUAAACUUGACCAUCUUCCUGGCAUCAAGAAGGGCGAACCUCUGGUGAUAUCAGUGGAAGUCAUGGAAGAUGGUAAACCCCACCCGACGCCGUGGUAUCGUGGCCCUAUUCAUGGGGCCUGGGACAACUGUCACGAGCUGCACAGUUUUACAAUCAAGGUCGAGUGGAAGGACCAAGCCAGCAAUCAAUGGUAUACCUACCCAGUCGGAUACCAUGAGGUUAUAUCUGUAUUUGAGCAACGGCCAGGUGAUUCGACAAUUACCAGAGAUUGGAGAAAGGCUACUUGUAUCCUUCAAUUCUUUCACAAUCGCCGAUAUAGGAACCCGCCAAGCUAUCUGCUAUCGCACUAUAGCCCUCUCAUCAGAGAAGCGGUUUACGAUCAUUUAUCCCAGUCUAUCAGCUUCCAGAUCGUUCCUCAAGUUGCAUUGGACCCUCCUGCACACGUCUCUUUUGCCCAAAAUUUCAUGUCACUCGGGAGGGCAUCCGAGUCAUCUUGGCCAGCGAUAGCUGUUGGUCCCCAACCACAAUUGAGCUGGUUCGGUGGUGGUAAGGGCCACUUGCCAUCCUGCGUCCUAUGUCAGCAGACCAUUGCAUCUCAUAAAAGCUCACUUACUGUGGGCUGUAGCAAACGCAAGGGCGAUUUUCAUGUAGCGGCCGACGAACCUAAUCGUGACAGAAUUCUCCAGGCUUCAUGCCGCUUAUGCUGGGGUAUUUUUCGACGGCCCUGUAUAUGGGUUAAGUUUGGGCAAUGGAGAGAGGAUCGUGGCAUACCUCCCUCGUACUACGGUGCCGCAAUUACUCCCAAGUACAGUGGUGCAGCCAUUCCUAUUGAAGCUCCAAUGACUGUUGAAACAUAUCAACAGCUAGAGGCUGACAUGGAAGAAACUGCAGCUUUGGAUGACGGAUUGGGCGAUGAGGAAGAAGACUGA